Molecule: messenger RNA, 726 nt
Organism: Porites evermanni
Lineage: Eukaryota; Metazoa; Cnidaria; Anthozoa; Scleractinia; Poritidae
Source: the annotation of a GenBank genome assembly
AUGAACAUGGGGGCAACCACGUUGAUGGUUUUCAGUGGUGAGUACUAUAAAGCCUGUUCACAAAUGCUGUAUUUUCUCUUCAAAGUCCAUCGAGGGCAUGUGAUUAAAAAAUAAACCACGGGAUGAACGAAAAGAAAAAUAAAACAUCAUCUGUGUACAGGAUAAGUACUCUAAACACUUAUGUUAUAUUUUUGAUAAACGGUCAUUAAACCAAGGCUUUAUACUCUCGGUAUGCCUGAUGGUUUACCUGCGUGAGAUAGCUUGUUCCCAACAUCAUCUCCCACCGCCAGGUUCCACAGCCCUGUCUUGCCUGUUAACCCAAGCAGGAUAAUGUAUUUGGGAGGAAACCGUCGUUGGGUGUUAGGGUUAGCGAUAUUGCCAUUUUGAUGUUUAAAUACAUCGUGAAACAAAAUCCUGUGAUAUGAUUUCUUUCUUUUAGGAGAUGUACUGUUUGUAAGAAUAAGCGCAGUCUCAGCUCCAGAAGCUUUUUCGAGCAAUAUCAAAAAAAUAUCCCUUAGAGAGCUGAUUCUUCUAAUUUAUUUCUGGUCAAUGGACAUGAGUCAGCAGAAAACUGCCCGCAUGCUGUCAAUAAACAACAACCUUGUGUGCAAACGUUUCCAAAGUCUGGAAGAUGUAUGUUCCCUGGACAUAGAUAACCCAUUUGUACCUUUUGGAGGAGCAGCAGUGAUAAAAUGCAAUGAAAGCAAGUUUAAUCACAAAGCAAAG